GACGUUGUCACGUACUAGGUUCUGACUAUGAUGGCAGCUCUAGGCUGAUAUCGAUACAACACUGAAUGUAACUAUUUAAAAAAGUUAGUAAACGCCCCUGAUAAAACAAAGUAGGUAACAUUUGAAGGUUUUUAAUAGUAUAAGAAUAAACAUACCCGCCCAGUCUGGGGAACGGUAAGUUCACGUAGCCUUAGUAAGCUUUUUAAUGCCACAUUGAGGCGAGGAAGUGGCACCGACUUUGUGCUCCCGGUGUGCUGCUGCUGCUGCAGCUGCCACUAGCUAUUUGCAUGUUUUGCACAUUCAUACGAUCGUUGCCGAGCUAGACAACCGCUUAAGCAAUGACACACGUCUGAAUGACCGAUCCUACUGAGAGCAUUUGCCAAUUCACAUCCAAAUGUUUCUUGAGCAAGCUAAUUGCUACCUACCACCUAGCUGCACAUUGUCAAUGGUAUGGUGAAGAGCUAACGUCUUGGAAGCCCACUGGGUGUCUGACAGGCUCUGACAAUACCCUGAAACGAUCCUUUGAUAUCAUAGGCCGACGACUGCUUGAACAACUCCUAUUUGAUAUAAUAUGGUCGUCGGAUACAGGUUGCCCCACUGGAAGGAAGACGUUUUAAAAAGCGGCACUAUGCCCGCUGCUACUGUGGAUCACAGCCAAAGAAUAUGUGAGGUUUGGGCCAACAACCUGGAUGAGGAGCUGAAGAGGAUCCGACAUGUUAUUCGAAAGUACAACUACAUUGCAAUGGACACAGAGUUCCCGGGUGUAGUUGCCAGGCCGAUCGGGGAGUUCCGCAGCAACGCUGACUACCAAUACCAGUUGCUGCGCUGCAACGUUGACCUUCUAAAGAUCAUCCAGCUGGGUCUCACCUUUAUGAAUGAGGAAGGGGAAUAUCCACCUGGAACGUCCACGUGGCAGUUCAACUUUAGGUUCAACCUUACAGAGGACAUGUAUGCCCAGGACUCCAUCGAGCUCCUGACCACGUCGGGCAUUCAGUUCAAGAAGCACGAGGACGAGGGCAUCGACACGCUUUACUUCGCCGAGUUGCUGAUGACCUCGGGGGUGGUGCUCUGUGAGGGGGUCAAAUGGCUGUCCUUCCACAGUGGCUAUGACUUUGGAUACCUGAUCAAGUUGCUCUCUAAUGCUAAACUGCCUGAAGAGGAGGUGGAUUUCUUUGAGAUCCUUCGCUUAUACUUCCCUGUCAUUUACGACGUGAAGUACCUCAUGAAGAGUUGCAAAAACCUUAAGGGAGGCCUGCAGGAGGUGGCGGAGCAGCUGGAGCUGGAGCGGAUCGGCCCCCAGCACCAGGCGGGCUCCGACUCCCUGCUCACGGGCAUGGCCUUCUUCAAGAUGAGAGAGAUGUUCUUUGAGGAUCAUAUCGACGACGCUAAAUACUGUGGUCACCUGUACGGCCUGGGCACUGGCUCUGCUUACGUUCAGAACGGAACAGGCAAUGCUUACGAAGAAGAGGCCAACAAACAGCAGUCAUGACAUCACGUCGGAACCUCUCCCCCUCUCUCCCCCCACCCCCCUCCUCUCCCUCGACAACGGAUCGCCCCCCCUCCAAUCAGAGCGGAAUACCAUCGCUAGCGGAUCAUUCUGGAAGCUGAAAAGCAGACUUAUUCUAGAACCGCUGUCGCCUCCUAUGCUCGGCUCAUUGUAGAGGAACUACAAAAAUGGCAGACAAUGAGGAAAGGAAAAUCGAGAGCGGCGUGCCGGGAGGGCUGGCAGCCGGUCGGUCUAGUUAGAUGUAAUGUUUAACUCUGUGGGUGGGUACGAGUGGUACGACAAACAAGCAGGAUUUUAGUUCUCCUAAAAUGUUCUGUAGACAUUUUGCACUUUAAAAAAUACUAACCAGAUCCUGAUUUUAUAUGGAAAGCUGAAAUAGUUUCUGGUGUCGUCUUUGUUGCCUUUUUGCCCCCAUUUUACACGUGACUUAUUAUCUUAAUCUUGAAGCUAUCUUGUUUUCUUUAUUUUGUCUUCCCACCACAAAGCUCAGCCUUAACAUUGGCUCUAUGCUCAUGUUUAGCUUUAAUUUAUUCCAUCAGGUCCUGAUCCGCUUGCAUUGAUUAACUGACCCAUUGGUAACGACAGUUGUUGAGUGAACGCGUAAAGUAGUUGUCCAUUUAUCAGACGUUAAAAGUCUCAAGUUAUAACCCUCUAGUAUAGCAAAGCGAUAUUGGGUACUUAAUUCACAGUGUGUUCACAUGUGCGUAAGACUUGGUGAUAUUUGCAAGUAUUGUGAUAGCCCACAAUACAUUUUCUGUGUGGGAUCGCAAUAACCAGGCUCUGAACUCAAAUCCUAAGAGAUCAACAGACAUGGACUGUUCUUUUUUUCUAUUGUGUGUUGAUUGGUUUUCAUUAGCACUUUUUCUGGUUGAUGAUCGUUUGUUUCAACCGACAUGAAUAGACAUGACCAUAGGAGAGACUUGAACACUUUAUCGUUAAACACAGCUAGUGGUAAAAAGAAACCCUUUUUCCACAAGGUGUCCUUGUGCAUCAACAUUUAGAGGAAUUCGACCCAUUUUCAUUUUUAAUUGAAAUGAAGGUUUUGUAGAAUUUUAGUAUAGUAAUAAGAGAAAGUUACUUUUACUCAUCAGAGAGAGAGAGAUGGAAAAGGAACAUUACCUUUUAAUCUGCCUCUAAAAGCACCUUGGACUUUCAGUGGAACACAUUCAACAUUGUAGCUCUGUUCAUUGAAUGAAACGUUAUUUUGUGCUGUUAGUUUAUGUACUGCUUCACAGUCGACCCAUGCUGCUUGGAACCUGCUGCAUGAACCAAGACGUUUGAAUAAAUGUUGUUGUUGAGACUACUUAGAGCUUCCAUGGACAUUGAUUGAAGUGUGUGUGUAUCACAACCUGUUGACCAUCAGUGUUAGGAUAUGGAAAUGUAUUCAAUUGAUAUAUAUUUUUUUCCUCAUCACAUCUUUUACAAUAUGUAAAAGAUUUCUUUCUUUUUUAAAUAUGCAAUACUUAAAUAAAUAUGGUUUUGUAAAUAAAGGCAUGGAAUUUUUAUAACACUAAACAUUCUGGAUUGUUUUGGAGUCCUUGUGUUGUGUUUUGCUCUAUUCACAGCAUCAUACUGUAUAUCAGAUACAUAUAAAAAGCCAUUCUGUGAGAGAUGGAGAAUAUGACCUCAUUUUAUUUUCACUUUGUAAGCCAGCACAACUGAGUGUUCAUGAACCUAAAAAUGAGGUCGUCCCAAGUCGGUUUGAUAGAAAAAUAUAGACACCAUACAGCAUUUCAAAACAAGCAAGUACUUAUCACAGGAAAACUAGUUUAACUAUUUCAUUGAAAUGACCUGUGUGAGAAAUAAAGAAUGGUCAGAAAGUACAAAUUUAACAAAGCACCCAUAGC
Molecule: messenger RNA, 3354 nt
Organism: Gadus chalcogrammus (walleye pollock)
Lineage: Eukaryota; Metazoa; Chordata; Actinopteri; Gadiformes; Gadidae
Gene: cnot7
Product: CCR4-NOT transcription complex, subunit 7
Exons: 7
Coding region: 572-1489 (305 amino acids)
Cellular component (GO): CCR4-NOT core complex; P-body; CCR4-NOT complex
Molecular function (GO): poly(A)-specific ribonuclease activity; nucleic acid binding
Source: RefSeq, a predicted model, not a curated record